AUGGCACAGCAUGGGCAGGUGGGACUCUGCUUCUAUGACAGCGAAGACUCCUCUUUACACUAUAUGGUCGACACCCCUGAUAACGAUGACCUCCUUCUACUGGCCAGAAUCAUUCAGGAGGUCAGUCCCCAUGUAAUCAUUACCAGUGCAAAGCAGGAACGCUGUAUGACUCGCUACCUACAACAGCUUGGUUCUGACCCCCACUACAAACCAGAGGUGGUUACUUACCCAUAUGUCGACUUUGGUUUGGAGGUUGGCAAACAGAGGCUGCUCUCCGCCCAUCUGCCUUUUCUUCCGGCGGGCAUUUCAGAAAGAGACAAAAUGUCUUACCUCUCCUCCUGCAUUACUUUUGACUCGCCUCUGAUGCUUAGGGCAGUGGGUGCGCUAUUAAAAUGUCUGGACAGGAGGAGAGUGGGAGUAGAGCUGGAAGACAGCAGUGUUGGAGUUCCAAUUCUGCAGUUUCAUGCCUACACGCUGAAAGGUGUGGUGUACAUUGACAGGGACACCUAUAGUGUACUGCAAAUCUUCAAGUCGGACCUUCACCCAUCAGUAUACAAGCUGCAGUCAGGCGAAAAGGAGGGACUCAGUCUUUAUGGGAUACUAAACCGUUGCAGGAGCAAGUUUGGCUCAAAGUUGCUGCGUCAGUGGUUUCUGCGGCCUACCAAUGACCUGGGGGUGCUGCACAGGAGGCAGGAAGUGAUACGUUUCUUCACAUCGCCUCGGCAUUCGGACAUCCAGAGGACUUUGCAAGCCUUGUUGCGCAACAUCAGGAAUAUACCAAAUCUCCUACGCCGUAUGUCUCUCUCUCACACCAAAGUGACUGACUGGCAGAGUCUAUACAAGACAGUUUACAGUGCAGUGUGCAUCAGGGACACAGUGCGAGCGCUGCCUCAGUCCAUUCAGUUGUUUCGCGAUAUCGUUGAAGGGUUGUCCGAUGACCUCCACUAUAUCGCCUCUCUAAUCAGUCGCGUUGUGGAUUUUGAAAGCAGCUCAGAGGAAAAUCGCUUCACUAUCAAAGCGAAUGUGGAUCCUUCCAUCGAUGAAAAAAAGAGGAGGAUGAUGGGGCUUUCUGACUUCCUCACUGACGUUGCCAGAAGAGAGCUUGAACAUCUGGACCCUCAAAUCCCCUCCUGCUGUGUCAUUUACAUCCCACUGAUUGGAUUCCUGCUAUCGGUGCCUCGGCUGCCCAGCAUGGUGGAGAAAGAGGAUUUUGAGAUGGAGGGGCUCGAUUUUAUGUUCCUUUCAGAGGACCGACUUCACUACCGGAGCCAGAGAACCAGGGAGCUGGACAACCUGCUGGGAGACUUACAUUGUGACAUUAGAGACAUGGAGACAACAGUGAUGACACAAUUGCAGAAUGCAGUCCUUGAGAGAAGCACUUCGCUCAAUCGGGUGAUGGAUCUCACUGCUGAGUUGGACUGUCUGAUGGCUUUGAGCAGUGCCUCCCAGGAGUAUGGGUACACCUCAGCCAAGCUUGCCAACCACAGAAAAAUAAUAAUCACACAGGGCAGACACCCACUAUUGGAGCUGUGCUCUCCUGUGUUUGUGGCCAAUUCCGUCUACAGCUAUGAAACUGAGGGCAGAGUCAAGAUCAUCACUGGUCCCAACUCAUCUGGAAAGAGCAUCUUCCUCAAACAGGUUGGCCUGAUUAUGUUCAUGGCUCUGAUUGGCUCAGACGUGCCAGCGAAGGCGGCAGAGAUCGGCCUGGUGGACGGGAUUUUCACUCGCAUGCAGAGCAGGGAGUCUGUGUCUGUGGGUCUCAGCACUUUCAUGAUAGACCUCAACCAGAUGGCCCAGGCUCUGAACAACAGCUCUGGCAACUCAUUAGUUCUCAUCGAUGAAUUUGGAAAAGGAACCAACACAGUGGAUGGACUGUCUCUAUUGGCAGCAUCAAUCUCUUACUGGCUAAGAAAGGCUCCGGUGGAUGUUCCUCACAUCUUUUUGGCCACAAACUUCCACAGUCUGCUACAGCUGGAGCUGCUGCCGACCAAUAGACUGCUGUCUUUUCUGACCCUGGAGACAGCUGUGGAUGGAGAUGAGUUGGUGUUUCUGUACCAGCUGAAGGAAGGGAUCUGCCGGUCCAGCUACGCUGCCAACAUCGCUACGCUGGCAGGCCUGCCAGCUGGCCUCGUCCGCCGAGCAGUGGAGGUGUCUGAACACUACAGGACAGGGAAGCCCAUCAAACGCACCGACCAACAAACUUCAGAGGAGCAGGCGAAGAGGUGCAUGUCCAUAGUGGAGAAGUUCCUGAAUUUGGACCUGGAGGACAAAGAUUUGGAUCUGCAGGGUUUCAUGAAAGAUGAGCUUCUGCCAUCUGCUGGAGAGCUGCUGAACCACAGCUGA
Messenger RNA from Menidia menidia (Atlantic silverside), 2343 nucleotides. The record is from the annotation of a GenBank genome assembly. Lineage: Eukaryota; Metazoa; Chordata; Actinopteri; Atheriniformes; Atherinopsidae.